Molecule: messenger RNA, 2929 nt
Organism: Exophiala oligosperma
Lineage: Eukaryota; Fungi; Ascomycota; Eurotiomycetes; Chaetothyriales; Herpotrichiellaceae
Product: copper-translocating P-type ATPase
Exons: 1
Coding region: 1-2928 (975 amino acids)
Biological process (GO): monoatomic cation transport
Cellular component (GO): membrane
Molecular function (GO): ATPase-coupled monoatomic cation transmembrane transporter activity; ATP binding; metal ion binding
Source: RefSeq, a predicted model, not a curated record
AUGAGCAGUGCGAAGACCACGAGCGCCGAACUGUACACUUCCACAUCUAUCAAAGGGGUGCGGGAAAUUGCCUGGAGUGAUGCAUCCUCACUCCAGGCAUGUGAAGAUCAUAUCAAAGCGUCACGCCAGAAAUAUCGAGCCGUAGCAGGAGUCAUUCGCUGCAUUUGCCGUGCCCUCAAAGCCAAAAACCUUCAGCCUUGCUGCCAAGUUCAGAGCACCCGCAGAGUCUCGAGUUCGAGAUCUGGCAACCCUGAGCAUGUCAAGACUACUCGUCAGUGCUCGCGGGAAACGUCCACUGUAGGAGGGUCGAAGGGCUGCUGUGACGAGGACAAGAUUGAAAUUGCUCAGGCCUCCUCCUGUUGUGCACAGAAUACCAAGUUAGAGAGACAGUCCUCUUGUUCUCGACCACGCAAGGCAGCUGUCCAAAGUCAAUGCUGUGCAGCUCAAGCUGAUGUCAGCGUCAAGGAAGUGCGAAAUAGAGGUGAUCUGGAGAAAGGUGCGGAGAGCACGGAGAAGGUCGUGCUCAGCAUCAGCGGUAUGACUUGUUCUAGCUGCGAGUUGUCGCUGCACCGGACAUUGGCAUCUUUGUCUGAGGUCGACAACAUUCAAGUCAGCCUCAUACUGGCACGAGCUACUUUCGACCUUGAUGUCAAUCAAAAGUCUGUCGAUCAAGUCAUUACACAUGUUCAGCGAACUACGGACUUUACAUGUGAGCCUGUUGCCACCAAAGCUCGGCAAAUAGAUGUUCUUCACCCAAAUGGCGCAAAAGCACUCCUUCAACAACAGCCUCCGGGUGGAGUUGAAUUGAUGAAGGCAAAGUCAAGAGGCUCUCAGGUCAUUUCCAUACAGUACGACCCUGAAAUAAUUGGCGCCAGAGAUAUAGUCGGAACUGGUUUCGACCAACCACUGCAGCUUGCACCUCAAGAAGGCCCCGAAUCUCUCAGUGCCGGCCUACAUGAAAUUCGAAAAGAUGGCUUGAUGACCAUGAUCUCCUGUCUUCUUACCAUCCCAGUCCUGAUCCUGGCCUGGGCACCAUUACCGAGCCAUCCAAUCACUUACGGAGCAGUGUCGCUCGCACUGGCAACCAUCAUUCAGGUGGCAGUCACCGGGCCCUUGUAUGUGGUUGCGUUCAAGAAACUUUUCUUCUCUCGCCUUCUCGAAGUGGAAUUUUUGAUUGUCCUCAGCACAACCGCGGCUUAUGUGUUCUCCCUAGUUGCGUUUGCCUACGAAGUUGAGGGCCACCCUCUGAGAACAGGCGAAUUCUUCGAGACAAGCACUCUCCUCGUCACCCUGAUUAUGAUCGGCCGACUGAUUAGUUCCUGGUCCCGCCAGCGAGCUGCUGAGUCGAUCUCAUUGCGUAAUUUGCAGACCUCACUGGCGAUUCUUUUGCAACCAGAGUCCAAAACCGAAUACGAAAUCGAUGCCCGCCUCCUCCAAUACGGUGAUGAGUUCAUCUGCAAGCCGGAAACGAGGCUGGUCACGGAUGGCAUCGUGAUAUCUGGCACUUCGGAAGUGGAUGAAAGCAUGAUCACUGGCGAAUCUAAACCUGUUCCCAAGGAGGCUGGCACGCCAGUUGUAGCUGGAUCAAUGAAUGGUAGCGGCUUACUACAUGUUCGUGUCAGUCGCCUGCCGGGUGACAACACUAUAAGCACCAUCGCAGAUAUGGUGGAUGAAGCAAAAAUGACCAAAGCCAAAUCUCAGGACAUGGCAGACCGGAUUGCCGGCUACUUUGUUCCUGUCGUCUUACUGAUUACCGCAGUCACCUUCAUUGGAUGGAUCAGUUUCGAUGUGGCACAGCGGGGUUAUUCAUCUUCUCAGGCGGCCGAAGAUGCAAUUAUCUAUGCUAUGGCGGUUCUGAUCGUCUCUUGUCCCUGUGCCAUUGGGCUCUGUGUGCCAAUGGUCAUCGUCAUUGCAGGUGGAGUGGCUGCGAAACAUGGAGUCGUCUUCAAAACUGGCCAUAGUAUUGAGAUCGCCAGAAAUGUUAAUCAUGUAGUCUUCGACAAGACAGGGACACUCACGACGGGAACUUUAUCAGUGGUAUCCGAAGACCUUCCAUCCGGAAAGGAAGACAUCAAAUCCUUAAUUCUGGGCUUGGUUGCAAAUAGCAAGCAUCCCGUGUCUGCAGCGGUGGCUAAAUAUCUCCAAGAUCAGGGCACGUUGCCGCAGCACCUAGAGGAAGUGACCAGUCUUCCUGGCAAAGGUAUGGAAGGUAUCAUUGGCGCACGCAGGAUCUCCGCUGGCAACUCUCGCUGGCUUCAUCUCGAACAGCAUAGUCAAGUGACGAGUGUCUCCUCCAGGGGCCUCACGACAUUCUGUGUCAUGCUUGACAGCCAACUUGUGGCAGUUUUCGGACUCAAAGAUACCGUCCGUGAGGAUAGUCACGGCAUAAUCUUCGAACUAAAGAAGCGCAGGAUCUCAGUGUCGAUUGUCAGCGGCGACGACAGAGGGGCUGUGGAAGACAUUGCGACUGGUCUCGGGAUACCGCCAUCUCACGUUAGGGCUCGAUGCUCCCCGCAAGACAAGGUAGGCUAUCUUAAGCAAAUCAUGAAGGACAAGCAUGCCAUGGUCAUGUUCUGUGGCGAUGGCACCAACGAUGCACCCGCCCUGGCCCAAGCCGACAUUGGCGUUCACAUCAACGAAGGCAGCGAAGUGGCUCAAAGCGCGGCGGAUGCAGUCCUUAUUCGACCUGCACUCGGGGGAAUCUUGUGCUUCAUGGAUCUCUCUCGAGAGGCUGUCCGGCGUAUCAAGUUCAACUUUUGUUGGUCGUUUAUCUACAACCUCUUUGCGGUCUUGCUUGCGGCAGGAUUGUUUGUGAAGUGGCACCUACCUCCCCAAUAUGCCGCUCUAGGGGAACUUGUCAGCGUUCUUCCAGUCAUUGGUAUUGCCCUCCACUUGAGACUCGUCAAGCUGAGUGGCUACGGGAAUUGAG